This is a messenger RNA of Diutina rugosa, 1332 nucleotides long. RefSeq lists its product as uncharacterized. NCBI's taxonomy places the organism in Eukaryota, Fungi, Ascomycota, Pichiomycetes, Serinales, Debaryomycetaceae. The record is from RefSeq and is a predicted model, not a curated record. The transcript has a single exon. The coding region runs from base 1 to 1332 and encodes 443 amino acids.
AUGCAAACGCUCCCUUACGAGCUCCUCGACUGGAUCUACUCCAGUCUCGACGUGCCGCUGGUGUGCCGGUUAUACGCGGCGUUCCCCGGCCACCAGUUCACCGUCCCCGCCGGCGCCAUCAUUUGCCGGACCCCGAUCCAGGUGUCACACGACGUCGCCAGCGAUAGCAUCGACUUCGACACGUUGAGCCAGCUACCUCCUUGUGAAGCUCAGGUCAGGAUCCUGCCGCUGUCGUGGCUUGCUACUGCUGAUGAGCUUAACCGAGUGAAGCCUCGACACUUAUCUUUAGUGUACCAUGACGAAGAGUUUGGUAUUAUGGGUCGACCGUUCUGGCAGGUGGCCGACUUAUCUCGGUACCACGGCCAGAUCCACCUGUUGACGUUUACCGAUGCGGUGGUGGAAGUGGAGCGGCUUCCUCGCACUUUGGCUAAACUCCAUUUGAUCAAUGGUGAAGUGCACGGAGCGGAUAAAUUCCACGAGUUUACUCAACUUGAAGAGCUUUUCAUCCACUGUGAGAACCGUCGCCAUCAACGGCUAGCCAUUCCUCCUCACGUUACGCGGCUACGCACUUCAUUUGACUGGAUGUACUUGGACCACACUCGGUAUAACCACGAACCAGAUGCCGUCACCGACAUCCCUUGGCACCAGUUCAAAUACCUCCACACCGAGGUGGUGCCUAAAGUGAAAUGCCUCGAUAAUGUUGAGGAAUGGGUGAUUAAUUCACCACCUCCAGCAAAGAUCUCGUUAAUUGACAUCGAGUGUCCCAAGCUCGAACGAGUAACGAUCGAAAAAGGGUUCUAUCUCGGGUUUCUCGAAUUGUCGCUGGUGUUUACCCACCAACAAAUGGCUCAGCUUACGGUGCUUGAAGCUCCGGAAUACAUCAUGCCUGACGUCAAGUUGUUACCACUGCUCCGCAAGUUAGCCAUUGCCACGCAAGAGAAAGUUACUGAGGACAUGGCUCUUCCCCCUCAGGUUGAGGAAUUGCUGCUUUACACUGACUCUAUCGUCGUUGAAGGGGUGCCGUCACAAAUCAAAAAGUUUGCCAUAAACUACGCACAAAGCUCCCACCGCCGCAGUUCGGUGAACGGGAAAAUCACCAUCGCCCUGUGCACGCUACACUCGCUCACCAUUGAAGGCGGCAAUUUCGUGUCGUUUGUCGAGUUGUGUAUUUCGUGUCCUAAUCUCCACUGGCUCAACAUGCGGUUGAAAAACGAUCGGUUCAUCGUCGACGCCCCCGAACUUGUGCUGGUCACAUAUCAGGGGAACUGUCCUCACUGGUUUGACACCACCCAAUACCCGCGGUUGGCCCAUGCCACUCUCGUCCCUCCAUAA